This is a messenger RNA of Aspergillus alliaceus, 1577 nucleotides long. Its product is annotated as 2-oxo-4-hydroxy-4-carboxy-5-ureidoimidazoline decarboxylase. Bases 390 to 953 code for a protein of 187 amino acids. Lineage: Eukaryota; Fungi; Ascomycota; Eurotiomycetes; Eurotiales; Aspergillaceae. The record is from RefSeq and is a predicted model, not a curated record. The transcript is spliced from 4 exons.
AUAAACCUUAACCCCAGAAUACUCUCAACCAAGAUCUUCUAGAAGACAAUAACGCCGUCCUUAGACUCUUGACUUUCCCCUAGUCUCCCUUAAGCUUCGAACUAGUCUUUAGGAAAACAGCAACAAUUAUCAAAUUCCAAGAUGCAAGAAUAUCGAGGCAACCGACACCAACACGGCGAAUAGUCCCAGUCUCCACACCAGAAUUUCUUCCGCGCUGGAGAUCUCCGCGCUUGCCCGGCGACUGCCGAUGCGGGGACCAUCGAACUUCUAGUAUAUCAAAACCCCCCAAUCAAUCCCUGAAUGAACCACCUCCUCAACUAUAAACCCCAGUUUCAUACAUACUCGCACGGAAAUACACAGCAUUAGGGAUUAUCCGUACACAGACCACCAUGUCACCCAAUCUCCCCCUACUCUCAUCACUCCCCUCACUCCCCCAGGACCAGCAAUUCCAGGUCCUCGAUACGCUCUUCGAACCAUCGCCGGAGCUGCAUACGCUGAUGGCCCCUGUUCUGGCCAAUCAGAUCUUCUCUUCCUAUACUAGUCUGAUUGACGCCGUCGGGGGCCGCAUGUCCGCUCUAUCGGCUGCAAAUUCACCGACUGAUAAAGCGGUUCUCGUCGGGAUUCUAGGGUCACAUCCGCGAUUAGGACGAGCGAAGGUGGCGCAAUCCGAGCAUUUGAGCGAAUUGAGCAGGAAGGAACAGGCGCAGUUGACCACGGGGGCAGAGGAACAGGCUGAACGACUACGACUGUUGAAUGUGGAAUAUGAGGAAAAGUUUCCUGGGCUUAGAUUUGUAACGUUCGUUAAUGGGCGGAGCCGAGAUGUUAUCAUGAGGGAGAUGCGAGAGAGGAUUGAGAGGGGGGAUGCUGAGCGGGAAAUCGAAGAGACUAUCCAGGCGAUGUGUGAUAUUGCUAAAGAUCGGGCCCGGAAGUUGGAACAGUCGUCGCGGAUAUAGAUACUUGAAGAAUGAAAUAGAACAGAACUGGAUAUAAUUCUACACGGAUUGGUUCCUUGUUUAACGCAGACUGCCAGUUGCGAACGCGAUGGUCUCAAGCUAGAGGUGUGUGUGGCUAUGGCAACCGAUGUGGAGACGGAGUCAGAAAAGGAUUCAUUGUCCUCCGUUCAACUGCAAGUGAUUUGUCAUUUCUCUUGGGGAAAAAAGAUAGAUAAAUAGAUCUAACCAUAUAUUAUCAAUCAAUGUGGAGGGAGUUAUAAUCUUUUAUAUCUUGGCUGGAGUUGGUUGGUCGAGUACCCCUAUGACACAAUUUCAUCCCUUAGACUUUUUAGACCCUUACGAACCCCACGCUCUGGGCUUGAAAUGCUUGACCUGCAUGACAAGAGUAGAGUCCUUGCCGAGAUAUUCCUAUCUUUUGCCCCCCAAUAAUACUCGCUACUGGGAGAGGAAUUACGUCUAUAUGCCAACCGUUCCGCUUGAAUGGGUCGUUCCAGAAUGCGACGUUAUCGCCCCCCGAAACUAAGAUAGUUUGCGACUAGAAAAGUGUCAUUUAGAAAUUAAAGGGAAAAUAAAAUAAUUUAAGGGUAAAUGACCGGAUUCUUGAUGUCAUUCUAAUCUCCGAUU